Messenger RNA from Clarias gariepinus (North African catfish), 2475 nucleotides. It is a transcript of the gene arhgef39, whose product is annotated as Rho guanine nucleotide exchange factor (GEF) 39. The record is from RefSeq and is a predicted model, not a curated record. Gene Ontology annotation, cellular component: plasma membrane. Lineage: Eukaryota; Metazoa; Chordata; Actinopteri; Siluriformes; Clariidae. The coding region runs from base 198 to 1481 and encodes 427 amino acids. Gene Ontology annotation, biological process: positive regulation of cell migration. The transcript has 13 exons. Gene Ontology annotation, molecular function: guanyl-nucleotide exchange factor activity.
AAUUCCUGGAGCAGCGAAAAGAGCGCCCUGGUUCAAUUUGAACAGAAGACAUUCUGUCAGCAUUUUCACGUUAUAUCGUUAACUCGUGGUUGGAAAGAACCAGGAAGAAGAAGAAACACAGGGCCGGUUUAAAGCAGUCACUUAUUAUAGUAAAAGAAGCCCCCCGGUCUGGAGACGCCACCCUCAGCUGGACAGUCAUGAGUUUUUGUCCGAGCCCCUGCGUUCCUGCGGGUGUGAGGAGCGUCCAAGAGCAGCGGGAACGUUGGGACAGGAAGAGGAAACGGACAGGACGAGAACUGGUCCAGAGCGAACAGAGAUACUGCGAGAAGGUGGACCUCAUCACCACAUACUUUGUGGAGAUUCUGAAGGCCAAAGGAACCCUGAGGCAGGACAUUAGAGAGAGCAUCUUCAGUUCAAUUAAAUCAAUUCAUUUAGUAAACCAGACUUUGCUUGGCCAUCUGGAGAACGGCAACAUCGGGGACGGAUUCAAUCAGUUCUGCCCUCACCUGCAUUUCUACACCGCCUACGUCGACAACUUCCAAACAGCUAAAAAGAUCCUAGCAGUGCAGCUGAAGAAAAACAAAGCGUUCAGACGAUUUAAGAAGCUUCAGGAGGCCAGACCCGAGUUCCACAAGCUGAAACUUGAAGACUUGCUUCCUCUUCCACUAGAGCGCAUUCAGCAGUACAACAAUUUCUUGAGGGACUUGACAGAGAACACUAGUCCAGACAGCGCAGAGUUCCAGCAGCUUUCAAGGGCGGUGAGCGCCGUCUCCGAGGUGGCCCAGCGCAUCCAGGACAAUGCCCGCAGCCAUGAGAACCACCUGCAGCUGCAGAGGGUCCAAAAACUGCUCAAGGGCCGAAAGACCAGGCUGCUGGCUCCAGAUCGCUGGUAUAUCCGUGAAGGUUGGCUGAAAAUGGUACCUCGUAAAGGCAAGGAGACCAAACCCAAGAUGUUUUUUCUCUUCUCGGACAUCUUGAUUCAAGCCACACGGUGUAGUCCAAUGCACCCGACAAAUGGAGACAAGCUGGUCUGUCAGAGAGUCUUCCCGCUUAAGGAGUGCACCGUGGACAAAGUGUUCGGCCACACCAAAAGCCAGGGAGGCCUCAUCAGUUUGACCUUCUCCAGUGCAAAACUGCUCCUCAUGUCCAGCGAUCAGGAAGACAUAAACGAUUGGUACCGCAGUCUUUGCUUGGCCAUCGGAAGGCUGAAAACGAAGAGCACAGUAGUGCACAGGAGAGAAGAGCUUCUCCGACCACCGCUCCGUGCAGCCACACAUAGCCAGCAGAGUGCACCAGCCCCGUCCCAAAUACACAGCAGGAAGAGGGUUAUGGCGAGUGAACAGGGGACUGAAAGCAGCACGAGCAACUACAGACCUCCAGCUGGAGAGAGUGCAGGCAGCGCAUCCAAGAAGAUAAAACUCUCCGAGGCUCCUUCUGGAAGAUCCGAGGAAUCGUCUGGCUCGAGCUGCGUCAUUCUGUAAGGCGAUGCCGAGUGUUCUUGAUGCCGUCUGAGAGAACUGGUUGUACCGCUUGGAGACUAUAAGAUCGGAGUGAUCCGCAUACUGUGUUAGCUUGGUUUUUAAUUGAAGGAACAUACAGUUCAUACAGUUCUGCAUUUUAAGAGUGAUUUUCUCUAAAAUGUUUUUAUUUUUGUCCUUGUAACUGCUAAAUGCCAAAGAACUAACAUGGACAGUGUUCCUGAGUUACAAAGCUGUUUUAUUUCUAUGUUGUGUGGUCUGUCGACUGAAUAGGCUAGAUGUGCACAUCUUUCAAUUCUGAGCAAAUUGAGCAGUUUUGCUUUUAGAAUAUAUGUAUUAUAUAUAUUUUACUCUGUAUGAUAUAGCUACUAAUAAUCCAUAUAGCUACUCCUGCAGUUAUUUCUAACACUGUAACAUCAUGAGUUCUAAUUCUUUGGGAAAUUUAGUGAAGUGCAAUAUAAAGGGUAUACAUGAAGGGAUUUUACUACUGAUUGUGUGUGUACCAUGGUGGUGAUAUAGUGUGUUAUGUAAUCAUCAGUAAUCCACAAGCAACCAAAGUGUGUGUGUUAUGUGAUAUUGUUUAUAAUGUGUCUCUUUAUCAUAUUCCCUUAUUACUAUUUGUAUUAAUGUUACUGAAAGCUGUUACACUGGACAAUAGUGCAAAAAGCUUUUCUGCUUUAAUCAGUCAAAUCCCUGAGACUGUUUAUGCAAUUACAAUUUAUACUUUUGUCAUUUAGAUUCUGUUUUAUUUUAUAAAGUAGGUUUGAUUAGAUAAUCAGACCCCUGUCCAACACUGAACAGAUUAGUCACUGGUAAAAUUCUAUGCAUAUACGUAUACUUUUAAUAGUUACCUUUAUGCUUUCAUUAAAUUGUGUAUAUUAUAGCUUUAUUAGAACUACAAAUCUGAGCAUGUUGGCAAUUUGAAUUUGAAUAGCUGCCUUGUGAUUCAUUGCAUAUCCAAUAGCGCCCUCUUGUGCUCAAUAUAAUCAUCCAAACU